Molecule: messenger RNA, 1284 nt
Organism: Entrophospora sp. SA101
Lineage: Eukaryota; Fungi; Glomeromycota; Glomeromycetes; Entrophosporales; Entrophosporaceae
Source: the annotation of a GenBank genome assembly
AUGCUUGAUACAAUGGGGCAGUUAGCCAACUUUUCACCUCCAACAAAACGAGAUCCUUCUCACAGAAUUAGAGAUGAAAAUAUUAAGUUACUUCCACCAUUUAUCAAUGUUAUGACAUUUGAUGCACUUGAUUACAAACUGAAAGAUCAUCCAAAUCAUUGCUUGCUCUUUGGCAGACCAUUAUGGGGAUCCAACUUGACAAAACCAAUAGAAUAUAUAUUUAAUGAUGAAGAAAAUAGAUUUGCUGUUUCUUUGGCUAUAUUAAGCUGUCUUGUCUCUCUGGAUAUUUCAACUCAAUCUCAGCUUACCCAUUUAUUGGUGGGCAGUUAUAUGGGUACUUGUAUUGGUGUUUCAAAAAGUAGAGAAAAUAUUUUAACCAUAAGAUUUGUCCUUGAUCGACUUGAAACUUCAUUAAAGAAUGGGCUUGUUGAAGCAGGACAUCGUGGGGAACUUGUUGCACACCUCAUUCUUACAUUUGGAUGGCAACAUAUGUUACAAGCAAUAAACACAGCAAUAGCUAAAGAAAAAAUUGGUGCCAUACCGGGAUUUUUUGUCGGAGGAGUAGCUGCCUGUGGUGCAGUCACAUUCACUAAUCCGUGGGAGGUGGUUAAAACACGAUUACAACUUCAAGGUGAAUUGGCUCGUGGUAAUUCUAAUUAUAUAAAACCUUACACAAAUGUAUUUCAAGCAUUUUCCAUGAUAGUUAGACGUGAAGGCUUGCGAGGAAUUCAAAAAGGCAUAGGGCCUGCAUACGUAUAUCAACUUGUGAUGAAUGGUUCACGUUUAGGUUUUUAUGAUCCAAUACGUAACUCGUUGAUAGGAUUUCUCAAUGUAUCAAAUACAUCUAUGCCUAUAAGUAUAUUAUCAGGUGGACUGGCAGGAGUUAUCGGAGCGGCAUUAGGAUCACCGUUUUACCUGGUGAAAACCAGAAUGCAAUCCCAUUCACAACAUAUUAUGGCAGUUGGACAUCAACAUUCUUACAAAAAUACAUUUGAUGCAUUGAAACAAAUUAGUAAGAAAGGGGGCAUCAAAGAUUUGUUUAGGGGUGUGGACGCAGCAAUGCUGAGAACAGGAGUUGGUUCGGCUACUCAGUUGUCAAGUUAUUUCUAUAUAAAAAGGUGGACGAUACAGGAAACAGGAUUGACUGAUUCUGAUAUUUUAGUUCAUGUGUUUUCAAGUCUUUUGAGUGGUCUUUGUGUAUGCACAGCAAUGAAUCCUUUUGAUGUUAUUAGCACACGAAUGUAUAAUCAAAAAGUUGAGAAAACCUUUAUAAGAAUACUUUAG